GGCAGCGGGGCCGGCUCCCUCCCGGCCAGUUAAUCUCUCAUCGUCCCUAGGGCCGCACCAUCUCACUCCGACCGACGGCCCCUUCCUCUCUCCGCCACCUCCGGGGCCGCUGCGAUGCUGCGGGCGAGUCAGGCGCUGCGGGCCCGGGCGCCCUCCCCUUCGGGGGGUCCCAGCCCGGGGGUCCCCAGCCCAACGCUGCGGUUUGAUGGGGAAGUCUUCCGUUUGAAGGGAACAGGGGAGCUGGUCCGGGCCUUGAUGGUGCUGCGGCUUUGUGCCUGGCCUCCCCUGGUGACCCACAGCCUGGAGGUCCUGUCCUGGUGCCGCCGCCUCCUCGGGUCUCGGCUGUCCGGGGCGGUGCUCCGGGCCUCUGUGUACGGUCAGUUUGUGGCCGGAGAGACGGCCGAGGAGGUGCAGAGUUCCGUGCGGCGGCUGCAAGCUCUGGGACUGCGACCGCUGUUGGCCGUGCCCACCGAAGAGGAGCCGGGGACGGAGCGGGGCGGCGAGGGCUGGUACGAGGGAAACCUGUCUGCCAUGCUGAGCUGCGUGGACCUGUCCAGCCCCCCUGCGGACCCUGCCGCCCCCAGCCCGGCGCUCAUGCAGCUCAAGGUGACGGCUCUGACCAGCACCCGCCUCUGUAAGGAGCUCACUGCGCUGUUGGGAGCGCCAGGGGGUACGAGAGAGCUGAGCCCCGACAGCCUGGCCGCCAUCAUGGAGAGUGGCCAGGACCCCCACAUAUCCAGCCUGAGUUCUCAGCAGAAUCAGCACCUCGGAGCCUCCCUGAGACGGUUCCAUCGGGUCGCCCAGCACGCCCGGGCGCGGGGGGUGCGGCUGCUGGUGGACGCCGAGUACACGUCCCUGAACCCCGCGCUCUCCCUGCUGGUGUCCGCCCUGGCCCUGCGCUGGAACCGGCCUGAAGAGGCUGACCGACACGGGGCCGCCUGGGUGUGGGACACCUACCAGGCUUACCUCCAGGACACUCCCGAGCGCCUGGGCCGGGCGGCCGAGGCGGCGGAGCGGCGGGGCUUGGCCUUCGGGGUCAAGCUGGUGCGAGGCGCUUACCUGGAGAAGGAGCGGGAGCUGGCGAGGAGGGCGGGGACUCCGGACCCCACUCAGCCUGACUACGAGGCUACGAGCCGCAGCUACAGCCGCUGCCUGGAGCUGAUGCUGGGGCAGGUGUCGCGGCGGGGCCCUCAGUGCCGGCUCAUGGUGGCCUCCCACAACGAGCAGUCCGUGAGCCAGGCCGCCCGCCGGAUGGCAGAGCUGGGGAUCCGGCCGGACGGACCGGUCUGCUUCGGCCAGCUGCUGGGGAUGUGCGACCAGGUGUCCCUGGCCUUGGGGCAGGCGGGCUACGCCGUGUACAAGUCGAUUCCGUACGGCCCCCUGGACGAGGUGCUGCCCUACCUGAGCCGGCGGGCCCAGGAGAACCGCGCCGUGCUGCACGGGGCGCGCCGGGAGCGGCAGCUCCUGCGCCGGGAGCUGUGGCGGCGGAUGACCAGGCGGCCCUGACGGCCCCGCCCGCCCCGCACCCCCGGGACCCUCCCCUCACCGUCCGGUCCACCCGCCCCCUGAAACCUUCCCCGCAUGAACCGCCCCAAUCCCCUUCCGAGCCCCCGGCAAAUAAAGGCACCAGAAACCAUCGA
Messenger RNA from Ornithorhynchus anatinus (platypus), 1640 nucleotides. RefSeq names its product proline dehydrogenase 2 (gene PRODH2). Lineage: Eukaryota; Metazoa; Chordata; Mammalia; Monotremata; Ornithorhynchidae. The coding region runs from base 115 to 1506 and encodes 463 amino acids. Gene Ontology annotation, cellular component: mitochondrion. The transcript has 10 exons. The record is from RefSeq and is a predicted model, not a curated record. Gene Ontology annotation, molecular function: FAD binding; proline dehydrogenase activity.